AGGCGUUGCUCACUGAUGAAAACAAGAAGUCUGCGGGCGGAAGCGACGCUAAAAACACUGGCCGGACUGAAAGGGUCCCUCCGAGUUCAGAACCGGGCUUUUCGGACAUUCACACGCCUGUGCGGACACUGACCGGGUUAAACGGCUGAAGGUGCGCGCGGGGAAGUGUCCAGGAGGCCGGUUAGCAGUCGAGCUCGCUGGGUAGGUGUCUGGCUGCCCAGGCGUGGGUCAGUCAUCCAAAAUGGAUGACAGCAAGAUGGUUGGUGGAAAAGUCAAGAAACCAGGGAAACGCGGCCGAAAACCUGCCAAGAUUGACCUGAAGGCCAAGUUGGAGCGGAGCAGACAGAGUGCCCGGGAGUGUCGAGCCAGGAAGAAGCUGCGCUACCAAUACCUGGAGGAGCUGGUGUCCAGCAAGGAGAGAGCCAUCUGUGCUCUGAGAGAGGAGCUGGAGAUGUACAAGCAGUGGUGCACUGCCAUGGACCAGGGGAAAAUCCCAUCAGAAAUAAAGGCUCUCUUAACCGGAGACGAUCAGAAAACCCCUCAAAGCACCAGCACCAAAACGCCCAAAAACGGCAAGUACAGCUCAACUGGGAUCAGCCAGAAUAAGUCAGCUUAAAGUCAGAUGCCUGUUUUAACACGUUCUCUGUAUCAUGGAGAAAACAGCAGAGUAGAUGAACCGUAUAGAGCUGAUGUGUUAGUCACUAUAUGAAGGUACAGUGCAACAGCCACAUACCAUCAAUACAGUCUGGCUCUGUUCGUCUGUGUGGUCUGGAGAAGAUACAGUAUGUAACACUAUGUCUCUUAAUAUGAAAGUAUGCAGUAUUGUCUUUGUAAUGCCCGUUGUUUGGACCCAUGCUUACUUAGAGGAUUUCCAGUUAUUUCCAUCAGUUAUCUCCCGUGUAGAACCAGGUGAUGUAGACUUCGUUCAGGUGAAGAAAAUUAAAGCAAGUGUUCAGUUCUCCUGGAGUCCAAAUUAAAUGUCGAAGUUGUGGGUACAUGGCAGCCAACAUGUGCAAUAAAUCACAAAUGCCAGAAAUCCUUCUAAGAAAACAAAGGAAACAGACAUACUCACCUUGGGUGUUGUCCGAAUAAUUUAGCUUUGCUCUAAGCACUUUAAAAAAAAAAUUAAAAAUUUGCAUAGCACUGGUUAAAGCUCUUAUUUUUUUCUUUAUUUUUUAAGAAAUGACACAAAGUAAUUGGUCUAUUUUUGAAUAUAUUUAUUUCCUUAACUAAAACAGAAAGCACUUUUUAUUUGUCCUUAACUUGUUUAGUGGUCCAACUGGCAUUUUUGAUGAGAAAUGGCUUUUGCUUUGCUUGGUUACAUUUUAAAGGAAAUUAUACUUGCAGUAUCAAAACGUUCCUUUGUGACCCGGUCAUCGUCCUCCACUUUCUCACCAUAAGAAGAUGAUAUUGUGGUUAUACCACACUGACGAUUUCAGUUAUGCGUUUUAUUCCUGAAGUGUCUGUUCUUUGUGUUUGAACUUUGGAUUAACAAUCAUGUAUUUUGUUUUUGUCAGAUGUUUGAUUUUUUUUAUUUUUUUUUUUCCAUUUAGAAUGAUGUUGAAUGUAUUUAUGGUUCUUAUCCAUAUUGUUGAAUCUAUCAAUCAGUGAACUAUUUGAAAACAAGUGAAAUGAACAAACUGUAAACGCUAUUUAUUUCCCUUUAGUUCGGAUCCUGCACGCCGGUGUAGAGAGUGCACUAAGACAAACUCUUUAUCUGCCUAUUCCUGGUGUAAUCCAGAUUUGUAGCAUGUCCAGCAAAUUAAGUAGAAAUGCAAAAGCAUGUUCAUGGUACUUAAAAAAGCAUGGCAGAUUAAAUUGGUUCAUAACUUUCUCUUCUUAAAACUAUAAAUGGGAGUGAAGGGGUCAGAAUUAAAUUUAGAAUUUAAAUCAACUGCACUCACUAGUGUUGCGUGCAAAAUCAGGCCUCUGAUCAGAUGCAAAACAAAAGGAAUCUUAAUGACCGGAUCAAUCAUUUGGUGUCCAAACAAACACAAGAUAUAUGUUUGUACAUGUUUUGUUGCCCAUUUUCAUACCUGUCCACUUCCAAUGUUGUGACAUUAUUUAGCACAGAAAUGUAUAUUUUUAUAUUUAUAUCUAAAGUCGUGUACAGAUAUGUUGGAGGAUGCUGAAAACAUUUGUACAUGAAACUAAAAUAACAUACACGUGCAACUGCUUUGUUACCAUAAAGCCUGUUCAGUAAGAACUAAA
Molecule: messenger RNA, 2211 nt
Organism: Pygocentrus nattereri (red-bellied piranha)
Lineage: Eukaryota; Metazoa; Chordata; Actinopteri; Characiformes; Serrasalmidae
Gene: crebl2
Product: cAMP responsive element binding protein-like 2
Exons: 3
Coding region: 242-616 (124 amino acids)
Biological process (GO): regulation of DNA-templated transcription
Cellular component (GO): nucleus
Molecular function (GO): DNA-binding transcription factor activity
Source: RefSeq, a predicted model, not a curated record